AUGAGGGGAAUGCAAAGUCGCGGCGGCGGCGGCGAUAUGGUGGGCAUGAUUCUCAAGAUCGCCCCUAUCGUCUGCUCGUUUUUCGCGUUUCUGUUCUUGGCCAUCGCUCUGUCGUCGGGUUCCAUGCCGAACACCAUGGAGGGCGUCAGCAUCAUCAACUUCAACAUGUCGACGCUCGGCAAGAACCUCAUCCAGGUGCCCGACAUCUCGGACAAGGCCGAGGAAGGGUGCGGCAAGGCCGGCGGGGCGGUGAGCGACGCAGCGGACAAGGUGGGCGACGGGCUCGGCAAGGCGGUCGACUUCCUCGGCGGGGGCGGCGACUCGGUCAACGACGCGAUCGACGGCGCCGGCGGCAAGGCGGGCGACGGGGUGGAGGGGGCGUGCAACAAGGGCGCUGAGGUGGCGGACAAGGCGGUGCAGCUCACGACGGACCUCAUCGACAAGGCGCUGGGCAGCAUCGCCAAGGCGAUCGGGAUCCGCGAGUACUACUCGGUCCACAUGGGCGUGCUCUGCGAGGGCGAGUACGAGCCGCUCUUCAGCAAAAAGGACGCCAAACCAAAAGUCGACAAGUGCUCCAAGAAGUUCUACACGGGCCAGACCGACAUCAGCAAGAAGCUCGACGAGGAGCUCAAGGUCGGGCCGUUCAAGUUCAGGCUGAGCGACCUCGAGCUGGUCGACGAGAUCCAGGACGGCUUCGACAAGAUCCCCAAGGUGAUCGCGGCCUUCGCCUUCUUCGUGCUCUUCUCGGUGCUGAUCCUGGUCGCGGGCUUCCUGUGCUGCAUCGCUGUGGUCGGGUUCGAGUACGCGAUGCAGGGCGCGCAGAAGUUCGCCAUGUUCGGCGCCAUGGGCUGCCUGGGGCUCGGGUGGUUCACGUCGUUCAUCUGCGCGGCCGUCAUCACGGGCGUGGCCGAGAGCAUCAAGAAGGCCGUCAACAAGCACGGCGACAAGUUCGGCCUUUCGGCGUCCACCAGCCCGGCCCUGUACUUUUUGCUGUGGGCGACCGUGGUGUUCGCCACCAUCGCCCUCGCGCUGGUGGUGUUCGUUUGGCUCAAGACCCGCCACGGCGACAGCGGCAUGGGCGGCGGCAACCAACAGCAGGAGUAUGCUGACAAGAACCAGUCUGCCAGCAGCAUGGAGGACUCUCACGGCUUUGUCCGCAUGCCGGCCAGUGGCGGUGGGCAGAAUGAUAUGAGGGGUGGGCAGAAUGAUAUGAGGGACGAGCCGUUGUAG
Chaetomium fimeti is the source of this 1230-nucleotide messenger RNA. RefSeq lists its product as uncharacterized. Gene Ontology annotation, cellular component: plasma membrane; cell cortex of cell tip. The record is from RefSeq and is a predicted model, not a curated record. Gene Ontology annotation, biological process: fungal-type cell wall organization. Lineage: Eukaryota; Fungi; Ascomycota; Sordariomycetes; Sordariales; Chaetomiaceae. The coding region runs from base 1 to 1230 and encodes 409 amino acids. The transcript has 2 exons.